AUGCCAACUCCUGCGCCUUACAACCCAGCCACCUACAAAGGACCAAUCUGUCACAUUGGAGGCUCAUCCGGUGGCGGGUCUGCUGGUGGCUUGGCUCCUGGUAAUCGAGUCAAUGAGAGAAUCGUGAAAGCGGAUGAUGGGUCUGGCAUCCUGCUCAGUCCCGAUCAGACCUGCUUUCAUGUCCUCGAGCCAGGCCAGUUGUUUGGUCCUCAUAUGUCUCGCACGGCCCUGGUUCGGGAUGUGCAGUUCAAGGUGCAGUAUGCGGACAGCGAUUGGGCAGUCGACAAGGUCAUCGAGCUGCUAGGCGGUACUAAAGUCGAGCGCACGGGUCGGACCUACCACAACAAGCGAGAGCUAGUUGGCAUUCAGGAAUGGGUUGAGGGUGGCAAUGGGUACUUCUAUGAGGGCACGCUCAUCAUGCUGAACGAUGCCAAGAGCAAGAAGUCGCUGCGGGAGGUUGGUUGGGGACCUGAUCAUGGUCGGGCUGGUCAGAAGCCGCCGGUUUGGGUCAUGCUGUAUCCGUAG
Molecule: messenger RNA, 525 nt
Organism: Cyphellophora europaea CBS 101466
Lineage: Eukaryota; Fungi; Ascomycota; Eurotiomycetes; Chaetothyriales; Cyphellophoraceae
Exons: 1
Coding region: 1-525 (174 amino acids)
Source: RefSeq, a predicted model, not a curated record